Molecule: messenger RNA, 153 nt
Organism: Postia placenta MAD-698-R-SB12
Lineage: Eukaryota; Fungi; Basidiomycota; Agaricomycetes; Polyporales; Adustoporiaceae
Exons: 2
Coding region: 1-153 (50 amino acids)
Source: RefSeq, a predicted model, not a curated record
AUGCCUAUCGUGGGCACGGUGAGCCUCGAGAACUUCGGGGACACCCUUGAGGGUGUGCACCUGGAGCUGACGAAGGGGAUCAAGUGCCUCACGGUGCCAUACAUGCAGAUGAGGAUCAUUGGGUAUCGUCAGGAUCGUCGGGGAAGCAGCUGA